Molecule: messenger RNA, 978 nt
Organism: Closterium sp. Naga37s-1
Lineage: Eukaryota; Viridiplantae; Streptophyta; Zygnematophyceae; Desmidiales; Closteriaceae
Source: the annotation of a GenBank genome assembly
AUGGCGGCGGCAACUGCGGCGGCAAAUGCGGCGGCAACUGCGGCGGUGUCAACCCCCGUGUUCGUGUACGGCACGCUCAUGGCUGACGAGGUGCUCCGUGUGCUACUGGACCGCGUGCCCGCGUCGACCCCCGCCCGCCUCCCCAACUUCACGCGGCACAGCAUCAAGGGGCGGCAAUACCCUGCAGUGGUUCCGAAAGCGCACGACUCCGUGAUGGGGAAGGUGCGGAGAAAGGGGGGAGGGGGAAGGGCGCGGGGAUGGGGGGUGGGAGGGGGCGCGGGGAUGAUGGGGCGGCAAUACCUCGCAGUGGUUCCGAAAGCGCACGACUCCGUGAUGGGGAAGCUGCUCCUCAACCCCUCCCCGCGAGAAAUGAGCCUCUAUGACGCCUUUGAAGACGUGAAGUAUGUGCGCUGCACACAGCCAGUCCCCAUCCCACCCCCCCUGCUCCCCCUGCUCCCCCUGCUCCCCCAGCUGCUCUUCAGCCUCUCCCCUCCUGAGAUGAACCUCUUUGAUGCAUUCGAAGAUGUCGAGUAUGUGCGCUCCACCCACCCAGUUUCCCUGCAACGGUUAAUUACCCAGCCAGUUACCGGGCAGGGGUUGACACGAGGGGAGGGAGCUUCGCAGGCAGCGGAUCAAGUUGAACCGCUGCAAGCGGGGGAGGAAGCAAGCGAGGCAUUGGGGGGAGGAGGGGAAGGAGGGGGAGGAGAGGGAGGAGAGGGAGGAGAGGGAGAGAUAGAGGCGUUUGUAUAUGUGUGGGCGAAUGCACAUGACCCUGACCUGUAUGGGUCGUGGGACUACGAGGUAAGAGCACUUCUUUCUUGGGCGAAUACGGAGGUACUCUAUGGUUCCUGGGAGUACAAUGUGAGAAAAGAAGGGGGCCCUCUCUUUCUUCCUGUUCCCCUUCCCGUCCACCUCUCCUCCCAUCAUGCGCAAUGUGGAACUAAGCACAUCACUAGGUCAAAAUUUGAGAUAUCUUAA